CAGUUGACUCUUCGGGAAGCAAAUGCUUCACAACAUUGGGCAACAAUGAACAAUUUUCUGCAUCGGGCAUGCCAGGUGUUGGCUUUGGCUCUGCUGUUGACGAUCUGCACUCUGAGUAACAACGUGUUUUUCUAUGCCUGGUCUCGGACUAGUACCAAUGGCGAACAAGGACAAACGACUGUGAUCGUAGAUACAACAAGGGGGGCUGCUGCACCAAUGACCAGUGCUUUUGAUGUGGCCCUGAAGGAGUUCACCCAAGUGCUUCACAAGAAUCCCCAGGAUACAGCUCUAUUACCCUGGACAUCCUAUCUUCCUGACAGAGAAGAAGUGCACUUCCCUGUUCUCUCCUCGGCAUUGAUUCAAGCUGCAUUUGGAAACAAGAAAGUUGCUUUUGUUGGGGAUUCGACGUCUUACUAUCUAGUUCGGUGGAUGCAAGCACUCAUGUUGAACUUCACGGCUCAGGAACAAAAUGCAAUCUUGCUCAGCAAUAGCAGUGGAGGACUCCAGGAAGCCAAUAGGAGAAUCAAUCCUAGCAGCGACGUGAAUGUGGGAUGGGCAAACGGCUCACCGACUAUUAUUCAGGGAAAGACUGCAGCAGAUAGCACAAGAGCAUUCAGAGACACUUACAUCCAAUGGGAAGGAAGACGAGGUGGAAUCAUGAAGUCCUGUUCCUAUGAUGCUGAAUGGCGACACAUCCGAUUGCAAAAACCUCACGUCUUGGUGGUUCAGGUCGGACUUCACUGGCUGCAUUUUGAAAAGGCAGGACGAGAUGCCAGUUCUUGUUACAUGAAUCAUGUGGUCCACUAUGAAGAGUGGCUGCGUGGCAUUGUAACAUUGGCAGAACAGGUUGGAAUCCGUCUCCUGCUGUUGAAAACGACCAAUUUCGUCUGUGAUCAAAACUACGAGGGAGCCUAUCGACGAGCCGCCAAAGAUUAUGGAAAGGCCCGGCAGGAAAUGAAGGAAGAUGGCACCAACAAUAUCAUCCAACAGUGCAUCCAAAGCUUUCAAGUCAAACUGUCCAAUGAUUCCAAAUACAACAUUACAGCUCCACAACUCUAUCGGUAUUGUCGAGAUGCAACGUUUGAUGAACACGGAGCACAACACCUGAACCAACGGACAUUUGAUUUUGUCGCAAAGAAGGGGAAUGAAGGCAAGAAUGUCACGAUUGCUAUAUUCAAUGAUCAUGAUUUACAGUCCUGUGACUACACGGCCAUUGGGGAUGGAAGGCAUUAUCAUGACCUCAACCUGAUUCGAAUUCGACUAUUGGCAAUUGUCAUCAAGGAGCUCUUUCACUAGAUUGCAAGUUGGGAGCUUCAAGCAUGUAGCCAAGUUGACAGCGAAGAGAUAUUGUUGAAACCAGUACCACAACCAGUCGUUCGGUAUCCCAAGAGAAACUAGCUUUUCGUGGUCUGAUAAUUUACUUGCCAUUCUUUGG
This is a messenger RNA of Seminavis robusta, 1435 nucleotides long. The record is from the annotation of a GenBank genome assembly. NCBI's taxonomy places the organism in Eukaryota, Bacillariophyta, Bacillariophyceae, Naviculales, Naviculaceae.